AUGGCUGGUCUCGGUAUUCGUUUUGAGGGAGACUUUCAACAGAUGUCUCGCCAGUCCUCCCGGAUGGGUCGUACUAAAUCAAUGCCGGCUUUUCACCAUAACAAAGAUCUAGGACAGUCGAAGCAUCCGACCAAUCAAUCUCAAUGUGUUCAAUUUGCGCUCCCUGAAACACGACCAUCAACCAAACGCGAUCAAGCAAGAUACGAUGAACCUACCGAACACUCUUACAUUCCCACUGGUGAUCAGACUUGGACGGCGACAAAUCCGGGCCAUCAUGAUCAAUACAAGGAUCUCGAAUCAAUCUUGUACGCAUCGAAGAAGCUGCCUGCUACCCCCAGGAUCCAACUACAUCCAUCUCAUCAAGUUUCGGAAGAUAAGAUAUCACAUCCUCCAAUGGUCGAGCAUUUGUCAUUGCAUCAAUCGUCAAAACCAUCAGAUCCCAACUCGAACCAAUCCAAUCUAGUAGGCCCUGGAACGCUGUAUAUGAGACGCCUAGAAAGUGCCAAAGCCCGCGUCGCUCAAAAACAAGAAGAGCUUCAUUCUCACCCUUUACGUCCGGUCCAAAGUAUGCCAGUUGUAUAUGAUGGAUAUUUGGGGGCUGGUAUGAUGGCGGCGGCAAUGCGAGGAAAUCAAGGUCCCCCUAGUCUUGAGCUCCUGCGUGCCAUUGCUCUUCGUGGUAACUCGCCGAGCCUCAACACUAUCCCAUACAGCGAAGCAGCACCUUUCACAUCUCCCUCUACCGGCUCACCAGCUAGAACACCUAACAGUCCAUCGCGCUUGCCUGCAUUUUUACAAAACCGACAGAACCGAGAUGGUUUGAGUCCGAUCAAUGCCUCUCCUCGUCCAUACACAACUGUACCUAAUUCACCCCUCAACCCGCGCCGUUCGCAAACACUACCGCAAUCUAGCAUAUCACCAGUCUUCAAUCUUCAGAUGCCUCCUAUAGAUUGUAAUAUGAUGCAACGAACAAGAUCGGCUGCUGAAGCAACUGAGACUCAAUCCCGACAUCGUCCCGCACGAAGUAUUGCCGAUCUUGGAAGUCUGUAUAACCGCGAUCAAUGUCACCAUCACGUUUCUCAACAUCACAGACAUAAAUCCAACUCAGAUGAGGUCUUCCUCCAGGAGAAUGGAGUGAGAUCAGGCAAUCUAGAAAAACUCAAUUAUAAUCAAGGUAAUAAUUUGAGUUCGACUCGGAGCUGGACCGUUGAAAAUCUAUUUGAUUGUCCUGACCUUGCGAGUGUUGGAACUAAUCGAUGCCAUGCGGAACCAUCCCAACCGAAUCAAGCAAUCAGGGACUCUCCAAGACGUUCUAAAACGGCUCCUCAAGCAUCACAGGACAUGGUUCAAAACAGAAGCAAACAAUCUACCUCCAACAAUGCGCAUGUACCCUAUGGUCCCGGUCAUUCUAGGCAACAGGCGGAACCACAGGCGAUGAGACGUAGCAAGAGUGAAGGCACAGGACUCAAUUCAAGUUUCUCCCUUUCUCGACGUGCCACUUUGAUGUCUGUGGGUGGAGACUCAAUGAAACGCUCCCGGGACCUUUCGCGACUUCUCACGCCUUCGAAAUCUAGCAUGCAUGAUGCUGAACUUGCAAGUGAAGGACGAAGGUCAAGGCGAGGGUCACGUCCAUCAACAGCGGGUUCCGAAUAUCCGCAUGAAAAUGAUAGAACACCACGCAAGAUUGUCAAAGAACCAGAGACUAAUGUAGCAUCAUUAGAAGGAGCUAAGCCGGCGAGUAAGAAGAGAGUUGAGUUAGAUCUUUUGCUUGAAAGUAGUUUGAUUGUGGAAGGCGGAUUUUUACAAGGGAGAAUUGAAGUCAAGGUUCCAGAUCAUAAACAGCUUUCUUGCAAAAAGAUCAACGAUGGUGAAGUUUGGCUGGGUGAGCCAAAGGUCAGGAUUGUCGGCUUUGAGGAACUCUCUGUCAACGAUUCCAGGCACGUGUUUUACCACUACCCAGUCAAGAUCCCAAUGACGACCAAGUCUGCAACGAAAAAGACCCAAGCAGCCCGGAACAUGUUGUCAAUCCUUGAAGAGCCAGUAGAUGAAGAAGGAUUCGUCCAAAGCCGAGCAGGUCUUCAUGCUUAUCCUUUCCAAAUCAGAUUACCUAUAGGGCAAGGCGCAAAGGGCAUCUGGAAAGGGAAGCAAGGAACAGUCCGAUAUAUUGUUAUUGGUUCUGGUGGAGGUCGAUCAAUUGCGCACUUUUACAGACAUAUUGAUUUAUAUCCUUAUUUUGACCCCAUCAAAACUCUAGCAUGUGCUCCUAAGCCAUUGAAAGUGACCACCUCAAAAGGCUUAUUCAUGGGCGGCCAAGGGAAAGUUCAUUUGACAGCAAAAGUACAUCGAUCAGUAUGGGUAGCUGGUCAGCGAUGUCAUGUUGAUGUUCAUGUUGGCAAUGAUGGAACAAAGAAGAUCAAGAGCCUCACGUUGGCAUUGAUCAGGACAACGACAGUCUUUCGUAGCAAAGAACCAUUAUCUGAUUCUGACACAGAAUCAUCGUCAGAGCAAAGAAAAGCUCCGAAGCAUCCGGAAUUUUGUUCUACUCAAACUACCAAGAAGAAAAUUGCUGAAAGUACUUUAACAAUGGGCAAGAAGGGACAUCAGGGUAUUGUCACAGCCAAAGGUCUUUGGAUGGGAGUUGACGAGGGGGAAGAAGUCGCUUUCUCACAUUUCUUGAUGAUACCUCUGGAAGCACUGACCAUCACGCGAGGCCGCCACCUGGAAGUCAGCUAUACCAUCAAGGUAUCGGUGGGUGGCUCUCUCUCUUCGGAUGUUUCGGUUGAUGUCCCCAUCCAGGUCAUAGACUUCGUAUCCAUCGACCCACCACCUGGUCACCUUGUACAUUCACAAGAACAAGAUUCCGCCAAACAUCUGCAACCUGGGACCAAUGAUGCUUCAGACCAAGACGAACUUCAAUUAUUUUUAGGAUCAUCCAGAUUUCCUGACGAAUACGCGCAAUCUUCUGACACGGAAAUAGUAAAUUGCAUUCCAAGUAAAGCGGAUACCUCAUCUGCAAGUUUAAACACAGAAAACAUUGGACUUACCAUCAGUGAAUUCCCAGCUCCUCCUAUCUCGCUAAUGACACCUGAAAAACAACGCCUACCACGACGACCUCUACCAAAUCCUAGUGCUUCUAACCAAAAUAUACCUCCAUCUAGAGGACGCUUCGUAAGUCAGAAGUACGAAACGGUCGAUCCACGAAGAGAUCCAAGGACUUUUUACGAAAACAGCACAGUCAUUCCACGUGAACACCCGCCAAAAUCCCAUGCCAUGGUCUAUAUGACAUCCAACUCCUCUAACGAUUCCUCGUCAUCGGGAGUCUCCGUACAACCAUUCCUUAUGGAAAAUAAGGUGCGCAGGAUUUAA
Melampsora larici-populina 98AG31 is the source of this 3363-nucleotide messenger RNA. RefSeq lists its product as uncharacterized. The coding region runs from base 1 to 3363 and encodes 1120 amino acids. NCBI's taxonomy places the organism in Eukaryota, Fungi, Basidiomycota, Pucciniomycetes, Pucciniales, Melampsoraceae. The transcript is spliced from 5 exons. Gene Ontology annotation, cellular component: cytoplasm. Gene Ontology annotation, molecular function: G protein-coupled receptor binding. Gene Ontology annotation, biological process: signal transduction; G protein-coupled receptor internalization. The record is from RefSeq and is a predicted model, not a curated record.